Molecule: messenger RNA, 1023 nt
Organism: Knipowitschia caucasica
Lineage: Eukaryota; Metazoa; Chordata; Actinopteri; Gobiiformes; Gobiidae
Source: the annotation of a GenBank genome assembly
AUGUUCCUCGUGAUAGUGGAUGCUCACUCCAAGUGGUUGGAUCUAUAUCCUACCAAGACAAGCUCUUCUCAAGUGACCAUUGAGAAGCUAGCGACUGCAUCAGUGCAGACGGCUGUCAAUCUGAAACCUGAGAGACUGGAACUCCUCCUGAAGAAGGACCUCAGCACCAGGAGAGGACCAGGACCUCAGCACCAGGAGAGGACCAGGACCUCAGCACCAGGAGAGGACCAGGACCUCAGCACCAGGAGAGGACCAGGACCUCAGCACAGGGAGAGGACCAGGACCUCAGCACCUGGUGAGGACCAGGACCUCAGCACAGGGAGAGGACCAGGACCUCAGCACAGGGAGAGGAUCAGGACCUCAGCACCAGGAGAGGACCAGGACCUCAGCACAGGGAGAGGACCAGGACCUCAGCACCAGGAGAGGACCAGGACCUCAGCACCUGGUGAGGACCAGGACCUCAGCACAGGGAGAGGUCCAGGACCUCAGCACCUGGUGAGGACCAGGACCUCAGCACAGGGAGAGGUCCAGGACCUCAGCACCUGGACCUCAGCACCAGGAGAGGACCAGGACCUCAGCACCAGGAGAGGACCAGGACCUCAGCACCAGGAGAGGACCAGGACCUCAGCACCAGGAGAGGUCCAGGACCUCAGCACCAGGAGAGGACCAGGACCUCAGCACCAGGAGAGGUCCAGGACCUCAGCACCAGGAGAGGACCAGGACCUCAGCACAGGGAGAGGACCAGGACCUCAGCACCUGGGAGAGGAGAGGGGGGAGGAGGGGGAGAGGGGGGAGGAGGGGGAGAGGGGGGAGGAGGGGGAGAGGGGGGAGGGGGCCGGGUUCUCCGUGCUGAGGGCGGAGUGUGCAGAAGUUUGGGACCCGUGUGGAAUGUUCCUCCGGCCGGACACCUCCACAGUGCGUGCGCCCACAGACCUCCACAAUGAGCCUGCGGUGGAUGAGCCUACUGCUCUGGGGCCUCCUGCUCUGGGGCCCCCACUCCGGCCGCGCGGUCCCCGAGGGUAA